AUGUCCUCAUGUACACGCCGUGACUCGUUUAAACCCACUUUCUUGAAUUUCCGACGAACCCAAUGCCGACACUCGUUGACCGAAUAGCCGUCGGCCGAUACCAAGAUGAGGUGCAACACCCCAGCGCCAUCAAGGCGUUUGUGGCGGAGUUCAUAAGUACCCUCAUCUUCGUGUUCGCCGGACAAGGCUCUGGAAUGGCUUUCACCAAGCUCACCCAAGGUGCUGCAACCACUCCGGCUGGACUAGUUGCAGCGGCACUAGCCCAUGCUUUUGGCUUGUUUGUGGCUGUCUCAGUCGGAGCUAACAUCUCCGGUGGCCAUGUCAACCCCGCAGUUACUUUCGGUGCUUUCGUUGGUGGCAACAUCACUUUGCUCCGUGGAAUCUUUUACAUCAUCGCACAGCUCCUCGGCUCCACCGUCGCUUGCUUGCUCCUCUUCUUCUCCACCGGCGGUUUGACAACUGCUGGAUUUGCAUUGGGGGCUGAAGUAUCAGUAUGGAACGGAUUCGUGUUCGAGAUUGUGAUGACUUUCGGGCUAGUUUACACGGUGUACGCCACCGCAGUGGACCCUAAGAAGGGAGACAUCGGCACAAUAGCACCAAUUGCUAUCGGUUUCAUUGUUGGAGCUAAUAUUCUUGCCGGUGGUGCGUUCACCGGAGCUUCCAUGAACCCCGCCGUUGCGUUUGGUCCGGCCGUCGUCAGCUGGGACUGGACCAACCACUGGGUUUACUGGGCAGGACCCAUCAUCGGCGGUGGUCUUGCUGGUCUUGUUUAUGAGCUUCUGUUCAUCGGCCGUUCUCACGAGCCAAUUCCCGCUUCUGAGUAUUAGUUCGAGUCAUUGCUAGCGAUGGGUCUUGAGUUUCUGUUUCGCAUGUAAUUUAUUUGUUGUUUGUGUCUUUUUUUUUUUUUUUUUCUCCUUUUGAGGUUUGUGUUGUACGCUUGAUUUUGUAUGAAUCAUCAUAAAAAGAUCAAGAGUUUUUCAAA
Messenger RNA from Lactuca sativa (garden lettuce), 982 nucleotides. RefSeq names its product aquaporin TIP1-1. Gene Ontology annotation, molecular function: water channel activity. The record is from RefSeq and is a predicted model, not a curated record. NCBI's taxonomy places the organism in Eukaryota, Viridiplantae, Streptophyta, Magnoliopsida, Asterales, Asteraceae. Gene Ontology annotation, cellular component: plant-type vacuole membrane. Gene Ontology annotation, biological process: water transport; transmembrane transport.